AUGAAUCCGGCGCGAAAGAUAACCAGUUACUUCAAGCGACCGGAUUUUGCCUUGGGCGCUCAGACUACACGGUCAGAAACUCCGGUCGAGGACCCCACGCCUGCCCUCCAGUCUUCCCCCAGCUCAGAGCUUCCGCAGCUGCCUCUGUCAGAUGGCACAACCCCAGAUACCCCGGGUGGGCCUUCGGCGCAGUUAAAGCGGUCCCUAUUACGCUCCACUGAAGAGACAGCUAAUAAUGACCCUGGUCCGCAAUCGAGCUUUCAGAGUGUUGGAACAACAUCAUCCUUCGGUUCAUCCCAGCGUGUUUUCAAGAACGGAAGGGAGGUUGUCAUCAGCUCAGACGGCGAAGAGUCGGACUCUACAUCCUCUUUUGAGCCUCCCGAGGAGCUCUUAGCCUUGUUGAAGCCUCAAACUCCGAAGGUUCGAUUCACAGACGAUAGCGAAAUGGAGCACGACUCGUCUGCCUCAGGAAGGGCACUGCGAACUCGAAAGACCCCGAACACCAGAAGCGCUCUGCCGUCUAAGCCUGUCCCUCAUCAGUACAAAAAUACCUUGGAUAGCCUCGUAAUGCACGCUGUCGAUGACAAAGAGACCGAGGCGGAUAUCGCGAGGCUAAGAGCGUCCCUCAAGGCUGAAUCUGCUCGAGAGAGUGACUCGGCAAAACAGAAGAGCGUAAACGAGGGAACUCUUGCCUCAGCUUUAGAUAGUGGUGCCGAUGACUCUACGGGGAUAAAACGUCUCCUCGAUGCUGUGAGAAGAACGGAGGCAUUCGAAUUGGGAAAGUCGUGGCCCUUUUUUGACCUUCAAACACCCUUGCCUCCGCCGCCAGAUUUUCCUCGAGACUGUGUUUGCCCCGGAACUUAUUUAGAGGUACUACGAGAGCCAGGGUCUCGAGAGCGAGCGCUCAGUUCGGGAGUCAUUGACUUUGCGCUCUCAAGGAAUCUACUAUCUGAUGAGCUUGUCAGGUGGAUAUUCUAUUCGAUACCUUCCGAGCCUCGAGAGAGCCUGAGACAUGCCUAUUGCGGGGCAAUCAAGCGUACCACGGCGGAGCGUAUGAAGCGCUUGGUACAGCCAGAAGACAUUGAUACCCUCUUCUGGCACAUGAGUGCGAGACCGCUGGCCUUAGCCUUAUCCGACCCGAUUAUACCAGAUGCACAUCCUUCAAGCGAUCUUCCCGAAUCCCAGCAUCAACAACAUACAGCUCUAUUAUCUGUCCUGGACAUCUUCCGUGAAGCUGCAGACCUCGAUACCCGGAACCGAAUAUUAGACAUCCUUCUUCGACUUCCACUAGACUCUUCGCUAACCCGCCAUUCUAUCAUAUGCAACAAACUCGAGAGAACCAUAACUGCCGUGCUAGAGGGUGUGCCUGAUGAGGACGCUGGUGACCUGGCAACCCGUAUCUGUAAAAUUGUGUCUACGACUUUGAAAGAUGCAGAACUACAGAGCCGCCUGCUAGAGCAUAUUGUACCAACGAAUAGCUGGAUUGCAACGUUACGGCGUCGCCUUGCACUCAUAUUCUUGACGGGCGAUCUCCACGCAGAGCUCCAGCCUGCCAAUGGUGAUUCCGAAGUGAAGCGCAUCACUAAUAUUCUCCGAGACCCACGGUUCGACGUGAAGCGUCACAAGCGGAAAGGCCAGCCUGAAUACGACUACGGGGAGCUCCGAGCUGUCACAACUUUCCUCAACAUUAUCAUAGAUUCCGGAUGGUCUGAGACAAAUUUCCGUGACGAGAACGCAGAAGACGAAUUCAAUCGCGAGGUCGAUUUGCUCGCCGAACGGGUCAAGAAGAUUUUCACUGCUAUUGAAGACUCGGGUGCGUCUCAUCUCAGGCGGACUCUGGCAAAAGAGGCCCUGGAGUCUCUUCAUUAUCGCAUCGUCUACUCGGUCAGGUCGAAGCCGAGGCCAAAGAAAGUCCUCUUCGGUCAAUAUCAUCCCGAAAAGAAGUCCCAGAAUCUUCUCAAGUACAUCAACAAGAAGGUGCCUAUUCGGAGUGACAAACGGGGACCCUGA
This is a messenger RNA of Aspergillus calidoustus, 2010 nucleotides long. The record is from the annotation of a GenBank genome assembly. Lineage: Eukaryota; Fungi; Ascomycota; Eurotiomycetes; Eurotiales; Aspergillaceae.